Onychostoma macrolepis is the source of this 2869-nucleotide messenger RNA. It is a transcript of the gene btr12, whose product is annotated as bloodthirsty-related gene family, member 12. Bases 59 to 1744 code for a protein of 561 amino acids. The record is from RefSeq and is a predicted model, not a curated record. Lineage: Eukaryota; Metazoa; Chordata; Actinopteri; Cypriniformes; Cyprinidae. The transcript has 7 exons. Gene Ontology annotation, molecular function: protein binding; zinc ion binding.
CACACACCCUUCACAGGCCAGGAGGACUUUCAAGGAAACUACGAGAAGAGCCUUCAUCAUGCAGUGCCCGCAGUCUCCGGGGCGAAUCCUGUCAGAGGAGCAGUUCUCCUGCUCUAUCUGUCUGGAGGUCUUCGUCGAGCCCGUCUCCACUCCCUGCGGCCACACUUUCUGUAAGGCCUGUCUGCAGGGCUUCUGGAAUCACAGUAAGAAGUUCCUGUGCCCCAUGUGCAAGAAAACCUUCUCCAGAAAACCAGAGCUCAGCGUCAACUGCGUGCUGGCCGAGAUCGCCGAACAGUUCCAGGGUCUGUCCACGAUGUCCUCGGUCGACCGGGCCAACGUCGAGUUUGCCAAUUCCCCACAGAAAGACGACGACUGGGGAGACUUCGCUAAAGCAGGAGAAGUGCCCUGCGAUGCCUGCAUCGGCCGGAAGAUGAAGGCCAUGAAGUCGUGUCUGAGCUGCCUGGGUUCGUUUUGCGAAGCUCACCUGCGGCACCAUAAGAAGGGGAAGGCGAUGAGCUCGCACAAGCUGGUGGAGCCCAUACACAACCUGGAGGACAAGAUGUGCAAGACACACAAACGCCUCCUGGACGCCUACUGCCGAAACGAACACGUGUGCGUGUGUAAGGAGUGCGCAGAGUCCUCGCAUAAAGGCCAUGAUGUUGUCUCCACCGAACGAGAGUGGAAGAAAAAAACGAGUCAGCUGGGAAAGAAAAGGUCAGAACUGAAACAUCUGAUCAAGGAGCGAGAAAAGAAACUUGAGGAGAUCAAGCAGUCCAUCAAAGUCCUCAAAGACAGCAGUCAGAAGGAGAUUGAGGAGAGCUGGGCGGUUUACGCGGAGCUGCAGCGGCUGCUGGAACAGUCUCAGGCCGAGCUGCUGGAGCUCAUCACCACACGACAGAAACAAGCGGAGCAGCAGGCCAAAGAUCUGGCCAGCGGCCUGGAGCACGAGCUCAACACCCUGAGGAAGAGGAGCAGCGAGCUGGACGCGCUCGCUCAGACACAAGACAGGGUGCUCUUUCUACAGUUUCUGCCAUCCCUUCCUCCUCCCCCGGAGCCGUCUGAUUGGUCAUUGGUGUACGUGAACACGGAUCUGUAUCUCAGCACCAUCAGGAAGUCUGUCUGCUCUCUGGUGGACAAAUUCCAACACGAGGUCAAACGGCUUUAUGGGAAAGAACUCAGGAAGCUGCAAAACUAUGCAAGUGAGGUGAUCUUGGAUCCUGCCACAGCUCAGCGUGAACUCUGUCUGUCCGAGGACGGCCGGCAUGUGCGCUAUGAAGAGCAGCGGAAGAGCUCCACGCAUUCGGACACGCCGCGGCGCUUCAACCCAGCGCUGUUCGUCCUGGCGCGCGAGGGCCUUUCCUCCGGCAGACACUACUGGGAAGUGGAUGUGGGACACAAGACCGCUUGGACCGUAGGAGUGUCCCGCGGGUCAGUACGACGCAAAGGAGAGAUCCGCCUGAGUCCAGAAGGAGGCUUCUGGUGUUUAUGGCUGAAAAACGGAGAAGUGAAAGCUCUUACUGGCAACAGAGUUCCUCUGCAUCUCACCACACUGCCUCAGAAGCUCGGCAUCUUUCUGGACUACGAAGCUGGCCAGGUGUCCUUCUAUGAUGUGAAGACACGCUCUCAUCUCUACACGUUCACCGAUGCGUUCACUGAGAGUAUUUACCCCAUUUUCAGCCCUUGCAUCAACCAGGACGGAAAGAACCCUGGAGCGCUGGUCAUCACUGCUGUUAAACACAGCUGAGACGGCAAACUCACUCCAAUGUAUUUUUCAUGAGUUUCUAAAAGACUGUUACAACACUGAAGACUUCCCAAUUGGAUUCUUGACAAACCCCACACUUUUUCACAAGAAUUCUCUCUGUAAAUCUUAAAACACAAUAAGAGAACUGGCAUGCAUCUAAUGUACAAAGACUAUGCGUUUUAAUAUAUAAAAAAAGGAAGCAGACAGUUUUGAAACACAUAUACACUACCGUUAAAACGUUUGGGGUCAAUAAGAAAGAAAUUAAGUCUUAUUCAGCAAGGAUGCAUUCAACUGAUCAAAAGUGACAGUAAAGCAAUGUAUAAUGUUGUUUUAAAUAAAUGCUAUUCUUUUUUACAUUUAUAUUGUAUCAACAUUGAUAAUAAUCAGAAAUGUUUCUUGAGCAGCAAAUCAGCAUAUUAGAAUGAUUUCUGAAUUAUCAUGUGGCACUGAAGACUCGAGUAAUGACGCUGAAAAUGCAGCUUUGAUCACAACAAUACAUAUUUUACAGUAUAUUAACACAGACAACAUAUUUUAAAUUGUAACAAUUUUUUCACUAUAUUGCUGUUUUACUGUAUUUUUGAUCAAAUAAAUGCAGCCUUGGUGAGCAUAUAAAGUUAUUGACAACUAUUUUUUGAUCUGAUUUGUCUGUUGCUUUCCUUUCCCCAAUUUGUUCCUAUUGGAUGAUUCCUAUAUAUUUGAAUUUUACAUUUUGUUCAUGUUUGAAAUGCAAUGAAAAAGUAUUUGAAUUUAUUGACACCAAACUUUUGAACGGUUGUGCACUUUGGUUCACAUUAACUCUGUGACUGUUAACAUGAUGCUAAAUUAAAGUUUCACCAUUUUUUAACUUGUGAAUCAAAGUAUAGAAUUGUAACAACUUGCUAAAAUCCACACUUUAACUCAAUCAUUCAUACAUUUAAAUUUGUUUUGCUCAUUGAUAAAAUGUUAUGAUAUGAGCUGAAUGUGUAUGUGUGAUAUGACAAUAAGCUAAAUGGAAAUGAAUGAACUGUAUAGAGCAGACCACCUAUAUAUUUACUGUGUUAAUUUUUAUAUCCAGGGUAUCAUAAUGUUUGGAUACAGGUUUUUAAUGAGUUUCUUUUCAGAACUUUUGAAUAAAAUUCAUAAUAUUAA